Molecule: messenger RNA, 5514 nt
Organism: Pogonomyrmex barbatus (red harvester ant)
Lineage: Eukaryota; Metazoa; Arthropoda; Insecta; Hymenoptera; Formicidae
Biological process (GO): transcription by RNA polymerase III
Cellular component (GO): transcription factor TFIIIC complex
Molecular function (GO): DNA binding; protein binding
Source: RefSeq, a predicted model, not a curated record
UAUGUAUAUAAAGUGUAUAAUUUUCCCAAAUUCAAUCAGGAGAAAUUGUAUAGAAUAUUUUAAGACAAAAAUUUGAACGAAAAUAUUGAAAUCAUGAUAAUUUUUAAAUUAAAAACGUUUAAAGUUAAUCAAUUGAUUUGCGAAAAAUUCUCAUGUUCAGGUAUAGUGCAUUGUAAAAGUGAAAAUGUUCUUAUAUACCGAUUUAAUUUUUAAAUAUUGAUAUAAUUCUGCAUAUAAUGAUAAAAUUAUUUUGAAACUGUCUUAUUCAUUCGUGAUUUUUUAAUAUAUAUAAAGAUUAAUAACAAUAUAGAUGUAGAGUGUAAGGUCCUGCGCUCAAUAGAGAAAAUAUUAGAAAUAGGAAUAAAUAUUAAAUUUUAGAAAUAAAAAUUAAAUUUAACGCACAAUGAAUACAAAUAAGUAUAAGACUUAUUUCUACUUAUUGUGCGUUACAUUUAAUUUUUAUUUCGAAUUUUAAUUUCCAAAAUUUAAUAUUUAUUCUUGUUCCUAAUAUUUGCUCUAUUGUGUGCAGGCCCUUAGUCAAAUCCAAUUAAUAUUAUCAAAUAAAAUAUAUCAUAAGCAGGAAUAGAUGCGAUGAAUUAAUAUGUAAGAGCAUCUUCACUAUGUGAAGUGACAUUUGAAUGCGAGAAUUUUCCGUAAAUAAAUUAGUCAAUUUUAAACGACUUUCUCGUUCAGUUUUUAUUUAUAAUAAAACCUUUACAUUAGUACAUCAAAACAAAAAGUAAAUUAAAAUUUAUAUAAAAAGGAUUUUUAAUCGAUGUGAUUAAGGUUCUUGCAUACAGGACGACGCUUGCUGCAUGUCAAGAAACAACGUGUAGCCAAUCAACUCAUCACUUUUCUAUAAAAUCUACAUUGAUAAAUUAAUUUAUAUUUGGUAUAAAUGGACAUAACGUGUAGUUUUCGUUGCAUGGCGAAUACUUUUGCAUUUUGCAUUAAAAACCACUAGUUUGGAUGCAUGCCGAUUUGUAAAAAGUGUACAAUUCCCUUGGCAAAUUGCAACAGGGACGCGGCAAUCGAUAGUCUGCGCCCUCACAAUGUAGGCGAUGAAUACAUACAUUUGUGCAUGCAGCUUAAAAUGUGCAUGCGAUCCGCAUGCUCGUGACGUAGUAUAAAAAAAAAAAAAUAAUAAAAAAUUAUUAUUUUAUCACUUUAUUAUUUUAUCUAUCGUAAGGUACAGGUAAACUCCUCCGAAAUGUCAUUCAAAAAGAGUGAACAUCCAACUAGGUAUUAUGAUGGAACAUCUGGGAAUUGUACGAAGAUGUUCUCUCGUGAUAUUGAUAUGCAAAAUGCUCUUCUUAACAAUACCGAUGCAGUUGGUGCUACUACUUCUACUUCAUACCAAAGCAAUAUAUCAUUGGAUACAGAGAGGAGAUACAAUGAUGUACAGGGCAGUCAGUGUUCUAAUAAUAUCCUAAUUACAAAUAAUAAUCAAUGUGAACCUACAUCUGUUAUUUUAAACCAUGACAAUUAUUCAAGCGGAAAUAUAUUACAUUGUCCUCAAAAUAAUUUAAGAGAUUUCAACAGCAUUAAUAAAUCUAACAAUGCAGAACAAGAGAUAAUUAUAAAUGAAGAUAGCGCAGCAAAAUGUACAACAGAUACAAACAAGAGUAAUAUACUUAAAUUUUGUAGAUUAAUUCCUUCACAGAACACAACAUGUAUACCUGAAUUAACAUCCGAAUGUCUCAAUAGCAAUGCAAGUAGUAUUGUUAAUGCAGAAGAAGACGAAACUAAUACUAGAAAAGUGAAUGAUUCUGAUUGUAGGUCAAUGACAUAUUCUCGAAAGAAAUAUUUAUCCUUUGCUAAUAAAUGCAAUAGAACAGGAACAUCGUCUGUGGAAACAAACAACACAAAUGGUUUGACAACAUUUGAAGAAAGAAACAAUGGUGUGUUACAUAAUCCGGAAAUAGAUAAUGUAUAUUUAAUUAUUAACGAAAAUGUACCUGAUGAAAAUAGAAGGGAUUGUCGGCAGGGAAAAAUUAAUGAUCACAUUGUAGCAAAUAAUUUUUCUCAAGGAUUAACUAAUAACACCUUGCCGACAGAAGUGCAGAAUCAAAAUGAAAUUAUAAGCGAGCAGCAUUGUAUUUCAUCAAAUGAAAGAACUGUAGCAGAAGAUCAAGAAACUGAUUCGGGAAUGGAAAUCAAAAUUGAAGUAGCUGCACUACCAGCUAAACUAACGAGAUCACUGCCUUCUCAUUCGAAUGUCGGAGAUAAUAGCGAGGAGAAAUCGAAAUUAGUUACAAUUGAAAAUAAAUCGCCAAGUUUGGUAGAAUCGUUCACAGAAGAGAUGCAAUCAAUGAACAACACAAUAUGUCAAGAUUCAUCUAUAGCAAGUAAAAUAAAUAUGAAUGAUGAACAAAAUCAGUUACUUGUAGCACCAAAGGAGAAGAGAAAAAGAGGUAGACCUAGAAAAGUAAUAAAUGUUUCCACAGAUGAAAGUCAAUCAAAAAAAUUAAGAAACGAUGAUAUAUCACAAGAGAUUCCCGAGAACAUUAACGAAUAUGUGACACGUAAUAGAAGGCGUACUAAUGCAUUUAAGAUUACCACCAGUAUAAGUGAUUUAAGCGAUGAAAGUGAUUCUGUGGAAGAUCAAGUUUUUAUCAGGAAACGAGGUCGACCACCUGGUUCUAGAGGCAGAGGUAGAGGUCGAGGAUGUGGUCGUGGUCGUGGUCGUGGUCGUGGUCGUGGUCGUGGUCGUGGUCGUGGUCGAGGACGAGGACGUGGUCGAGGGACAUCACAAAAUUCUUUAGAUACAGACUACAUUCCAAGAUCAACAAUAAAAAACAUUUCUCAAUUGCAAACAAAGAAGGAUAAUGAAAUAAACUUAAAUGACACAAAUGCGACAGAUCAUGUUGAAAAUAUCGAAAACGCUGCUGUAUAUUCAAAUAUUGAAGAAACUCCGAAUAUUGAAAAAGCUAGUUGUAUUGAAAAAAUAAAAUUGGUAACUUGCGCUAAAUGCAACCAAGAAUUACCGAAAAAACAAUGGUCUUCGCAUAAUUUACAUCAGCAUAAUGACAUGGCUUGGCAAAAAGAUAAAGAAGCAUUGGACUUUGAAAAUGACGAAAAAUUGUUAAAGAGAAUAUUGACUGCUGCUCUUAAAAAGAAAAAGAAAUAUCUAACUUGUGAAGAAUGUGGUACUAUGAAACGAAGUGUCGUUGGUUUUAUAUCGCAUAUGCAAUUUUGUGGAAAAUCAGAAGAAGAAAGAAAAUCAUUAAUGGUGACAUGUCCCAUUUGUCAAGCAGUUAUGAUGCCUUCCUCUGUAGAUGUACAUGAACGUUUCCACAGGCAAUCAGAACAGAAUAAAGAUAAAGAAGUAAAUAUGGAUAUUGAAAAAACUAAACGGAAAGCAGCAGAGAGAGCGGUGCCAAAGAUACAGCAACUUUCUAAAUCUUUAAAAGAGCCAAAUCUAUGCACGAACAAUAUCGUACAAAGGUUCAAUCUUAACAGAAAAAUUCCAAAUGUUUGGAAAGUCAAAUGGAAAAAAGAAAUAGAUUCACAGGGUACUGCAUCUUGCAAGCAAGCAGGAUGUAAUUUCACGAGCACCUCUUAUGAAAUUAUUUGCGAGCAUUAUUAUCAAUGUGAUUUUACUCCACAAGAGAAUUUUCUGUGUAAAAUUUGCAAGUUUUCUGCGGAUUCUAAAGAUAAGAUUGCAGCUCAUAUAACAGAAGUUCAUCUUGUCGAGGAGUUUGAGAAACAUUCUGAUUAUGAGGUAGAAGAAGAUGAAUAUUCGUCAGACGAAAGUAUUUUUGAAUGUAACGUGAAACGAAAGUUUAGUAGUCGUCGUUUAUCGAAAACUAAUUCUGAUAAUACAGCAGUCAACAAAAUCUUAGAAGCCAUUUGCCCAGAGACAAUCAAGCCAAGGCCACAAUCAAACAAAGCUUUUGAACCAGCUAUUGAUUGGACUUUAAAUUUCGAGCUAAGACAUUAUGAACUUGCAUUAUUCACUGACGAUGCACCAAAUUGUUUUACAUUAUUGGAAAAUAACGAUGCUGCAAAAUAUUUCCCAGAAUUAACAGUUUCGAUGUCCUUCAAAUGUACAAAAAACAAGAAUUCAUCGGAAAGUUCUGAUAAUGAUGGUUGGAAACACAUGAACAGAUUUGAGGGCGAUAUUUAUGAAGAUGUACCAACAUUUUUUGUCGGUGGUCCUGUAUGGGCAUUAGCAUGGUUACCUAUUCCAUCACCGAUGUAUAAGAAAAAUCCAACGCAAUAUAUCGCAAUUAGCACGCAUCCCACAAUGGAAAGUUCAUAUAGCAUAGGAUAUUCAUAUACAAAACCAAACAUUAUACAAAUAUGGGAUGUUGGAUCUUUAAACCAUGAUGAUAAUAACGAAUAUAGAUCGCCCACUUUGGCUUACGCGAUUGUGCAUAAUUAUGGUACAGUAUGGUGUUUUGAAUGGUGUCCAUCAGGAUGCUAUCAAGACAUUGAUCUUGACAAUUAUAAAAUAGAAGAUAAUAAACUUAAGCGAAUGGGAUUACUUGCGGCAGCAUGUUCGGAUGGAUGUGUAUAUAUUUAUUCGCUACCGUUUCCAGACGAACUUAAAUUCGAAAAAAUCGAAUCUACCUCAUGGCCUGUUUAUAAAACUGAUCCAAUAAUGACACUGGUCGUCAACAUUCCUUUGUAUGACAAUAAUGCACAAAACUGGCAGUGCUCCAAGAUAUCAUGGACGAAGGAGCAUAAGCAUGAAUUUCUUGCGGCAGGUCUUACGAACGGUCAUGUCGCAAUAUGGCAUCUUCCCACUGUCUCGCCUCUGUUACUUAAGACACGGGGAAAUACGAAGGUUAUAAACGCGUGCCAAGAUUUCUUUGCGCAUUAUAAUGCAGUUACCAUGCUGGCAUUUAUACCAUACGCGAACCAUCAAUUUCUUGCUUCUGGCAGCAUGGAUGGAUAUAAAUUUUGGGACCUGCUCGAAGGUUCAGGUGUACCACAGAGCUGGAUAAAAAAAGGCAUAGUAGUAAAUGGCGCUUGGAUGACAAAUUGGCCGUGUGCAGUUGUUACCUUCGAUGAUGCACAUGGAUAUCAAUGUACGCAUACUUGCAUAAUACCAACAAGAGACCUCGGAUAUAGAUAUUGUCCAAUUUUAGCAACUAAUUCGACGACUUAUGGUAUCGCUAUUUCCGAUUAUGCUAACAGUAUUGCACAUGGCACUUUAGCUGGAGAGGUAAUGACUAUUUUUCCUCAUCAUAUAUUGAAAAAGGAAAAAUUAUUGCCCAAGAAAAGACAGUUAAAUUCUUUUAUUGAGACGGUGGAUUUCUUAAAAGAAGAGCAACAUACACCCGAUAAGGAUGAUGAAAACGAUUCGACAGAAUAUAAUUAUAUGCCAGAAACCUAUGACGAAUGCAAAGAUCGUUUUGGUAUCGUUUUCCAUGAUAAUUUAAAGGAUUUACAGAAAGAUAUCACUAAAGAUAAGCCGGAUACUCUGAAUAAUACUAAAUUGAGGUCCGUUCAAGUUGAACAAUAUCCAUUUGCCUCUGCGAACAGGGUACGUUAAUACAAAUUUAC